AUCGCUAACCUCUUCCAAACGUUGCCAGGGAAAACGUCUUUCCUUGGAAGAAGCAUUUCCAGGAGUGUCUAGAAAUUGCCACCAAAUCUUAAGAUUUCUGGGAUGCAGAUUCCCUUCCUGGUCUGAGGAAAGGCGGAGGAGCUUGGAAGCUGGCGCUUAACUAAGUAAAGAGGUCGCCUUCUUCCCAGAAACUCACGCCUGGGCACUUAGCCCCUCCCGCUGUGGGGCGCCGCCUCCACAGAGCGCUAACCCUAUAAAGUACAAGCAAACAGGGUCCCUCCUGUCGGUCUCGAUUUAGUCUGACUCCAGCAUCAACGAAGUCUCGAGGUUGCCAGAGCAUCACGCGCCUAAGUCAUGGCCCAAGAGCUGUCCCACGAGGAGUUCGCCCGGGCGGGCAAGCAGGCGGGGCUGCAGGUCUGGAGGAUCGAGAAGCUGGAGCUCGUGCCGGUGCCCGAGAGCGCGUACGGAGACUUCUACGUCGGGGAUGCGUACCUGGUGCUGCACACUGCCAAGGCGAGCAGCGGCUUCACCUACCGCCUGCACUUCUGGCUCGGAAAGGAGUGCUCUCAGGAUGAAAGCACAGCAGCCGCCAUUUUCACUGUUCAAAUGGAUGACUAUUUGGGUGGCAAGCCAGUGCAGAAUAGAGAACUUCAAGGCUAUGAGUCCACUGAUUUUGUUGGCUAUUUCAAAGGAGGUCUAAAAUACAAGGCUGGAGGUGUGGCGUCUGGACUAAAUCAUGUUCUCACAAAUGACCUGACAGCUGAGAGGCUCCUACACGUGAAGGGUCGGAGAGUGGUCAGGGCCACAGAAGUACCCCUUAGUUGGAACAGUUUCAACAAGGGUGACUGCUUCAUCAUUGAUCUUGGCACAGAAAUUUACCAGUGGUGUGGUUCCUCAUGCAACAAAUAUGAGCGUCUGAAGGCAAAUCAGGUUGCCAUUGGCAUUCGGGACAAUGAAAGGAAAGGAAGAUCUCAACUAACUGUGGUGGAAGAAGGAAGUGAACCAUCAGAGCUCAUAAAGGUUUUAGGGAAAAAGCCAGAGCUUCCUGAUGGAGAUGAUGAUGAUGAUACCAUAGCAGACAUAAGUAACAGGAAAAUGGCUAAACUCUACAUGGUUUCAGAUGCAAGUGGAUCCAUGAGAGUAACUGUAGUGGCAGAGGAAAAUCCUUUCUCCAUGGCCAUGCUGCUCUCUGAAGAAUGCUUUAUUUUGGAUCAUGGUGCCGCAAAAAAAAUUUUCGUGUGGAAAGGUAAAGAUGCUAAUCCCCAGGAGAGGAAGGCUGCAAUGAAGACAGCUGAAGAAUUCCUACAGCAAAUGAAUUAUUCCACCAGUACUCAAAUUCAGGUUCUCCCUGAAGGAGGUGAAACACCAAUCUUCAAACAGUUUUUUAAGGACUGGAGAGAUAAAGAUCAGAGCGAUGGCUUUGGAAAAGUGUAUGUUACAGAGAAAGUGGCUCAAAUAAAACAAAUUCCAUUUGAUGCCUCAAAAUUGCACAGUUCUCUGCAGAUGGCAGCCCAACACAACAUGGUGGAUGACGGUUCUGGAAAAGUAGAGAUUUGGCGUGUAGAAAACAAUGGGAGGAUCCAAAUUGACCAAAACUCAUAUGGUGAAUUCUAUGGUGGUGACUGCUACAUUAUACUCUACACUUAUCCUAGAGGACAGAUUAUCUACACAUGGCAAGGAGCAAAUGCCACAAGAGAUGAGCUGACAACAUCAGCAUUCCUAACUGUUCAAUUGGAUCGGUCACUUGGAGGACAAGCUGUGCAGAUUAGAGUUUCUCAAGGCAAAGAGCCUGCUCACCUGCUGAGUUUGUUCAGAGACAAACCACUCAUUAUUUACAAGAACGGGACAUCAAAGAAAGGAGGUCAGGCACCUGCCCCUCCUAUACGUCUCUUUCAAGUACGAAGAAAUCUGGCAUCUAUUACCAGAAUUGUGGAGGUUGAUGUUAAUGCAAAUUCUUUGAAUUCCAAUGAUGUUUUUGUCCUGAAACUGCAACAAAAUGAUGGCUACAUCUGGAUAGGAAAAGGUGCUAGCCAGGAGGAAGAGAAAGGAGCACAAUAUGUAGCAAGUGUCCUCAAAUGCAAAACUGUAAGGAUUCAGGAAGGCGAGGAACCAGAUGAGUUUUGGAAUUCCCUUGGAGGGAAAAAAGACUAUCAGACUUCACCAUUGUUAGAAACCUUGGCCGAAGAUCAUCCACCUCGGCUUUAUGGCUGCUCUAACAAAACUGGAAGAUUCAUUAUUGAAGAAGUUCCAGGAGAGUUGACCCAAGACGAUUUAGCAGAAGAUGAUGUUAUGUUACUAGAUGCUUGGGAACAGAUAUUUAUUUGGAUUGGCAAAGAUGCCAAUGAAGUUGAGAAAACAGAAUCUCUGAAAUCUGCCAAAAUGUACCUUGAGACAGACCCUUCUGGAAGAGAUAAGAGGACACCAAUUGUCAUCAUAAAGCAGGGUCAUGAGCCACCCACAUUUACAGGCUGGUUCCUGGGCUGGGAUUCUAAUAAAUGGUAAACUGAUUUUUAUAAGAAAAAAAAAGCCAACAUGAGGCAACUGUUUUGGGAGAAAAAAAUCUUGUUUGUUUGACUUUAAAAAAUUAUCCUCAGCCAAAUGGCUAUUUUUUAAUACCUACUAUUGUUUUGAAAUUAUUUUUAAGCUAAAAUGUUGUUAUGUUUAUAUAUUAAAAAAAAUCUAAAAUAGACUUUUGUUACAACCAACUCUAAUUCUUAGGGAAUUGAUUAAAAUAUUUUUAUAUGGGGCCACCAAGUGCUGUAGAAGUUAAAGGACUGGAUUCCCACAUGGCAGUCUGCAGUUUGAGU
Messenger RNA from Tupaia belangeri chinensis (Chinese tree shrew), 2807 nucleotides. RefSeq names its product scinderin (gene SCIN). Gene Ontology annotation, cellular component: actin cytoskeleton; cytoplasm. The record is from RefSeq and is a predicted model, not a curated record. The coding region runs from base 355 to 2502 and encodes 715 amino acids. The transcript is spliced from 16 exons. Lineage: Eukaryota; Metazoa; Chordata; Mammalia; Scandentia; Tupaiidae. Gene Ontology annotation, molecular function: phosphatidylinositol-4,5-bisphosphate binding; actin filament binding. Gene Ontology annotation, biological process: cell projection assembly; actin filament severing; barbed-end actin filament capping.